Molecule: messenger RNA, 2022 nt
Organism: Acaromyces ingoldii
Lineage: Eukaryota; Fungi; Basidiomycota; Exobasidiomycetes; Exobasidiales; Cryptobasidiaceae
Exons: 2
Coding region: 129-1706 (525 amino acids)
Source: RefSeq, a predicted model, not a curated record
CACAGAUCGGGGCAACGCAUCCGUGGCACGAGCAGCGGCGAAGCGAGGAGGACGUUCCAUCGCUGUCCAUCGCCCAGCAGCCAGCCCAAAGGACAAGGGGCACUCGACGGAGCCAAGGAAACCAGAAGAUGGCAGCAGCUGUCGCGACAAUGCCCGCAGACACGCCGCCGCCGCCGCCCGCAUACCAAGGGCCCUCCUCCUCCUCUUCAAGCCGCAGAGACGAGCGACCGAACCCAUUCACAUCGAUUCUUCACUUUGUGCCGCAAGAGGACGCUCACGAUGACAGCGAGGUACGAGGAGAAGCCACACCACUCGAGCCCCCGCCGACACCACCGUUGCCGGCCGAAGAGGGCGCCGAGGAGCUGCUGAAGCGCAUCGCCUCGCACCUCGCCUCGCACGACUCGCUGCACGCAUACCUCUCUGACAGAUCCGACCUUCCCGAGCGGCUACAAUCCAUGAAGGAGCAGGUCCUGGCGGACUCGGGUCGGAUCGCGAGCAGACGCACAGAGACGUUGCAUGCGCACAAGCGCCUCAUGGCUGUCCAGCACCGCUGGGAGGAUGCCGGCGCCAAGAAGCGGGCCUUUUGGAGCCCCAAGAGGAAAAGAGAAGUACGGCGAGAGAUUGACGAGGCAAAGAGCGAGUACGAGAGAAAGCACGACGAGGUCAAGGCGGGCGAGCAGAGGCUGGAGCGGGACCGCGAAGAUCUGGAGAGGCUUGAGGAUGAGGUGACGCAGUACAGAAGGGUCGAGGCAAAAUUAGAUCGGAUCGACGAUGAGAUCUUUGCGGGUCCGACUGUGAACCAUCAUGAGGACGAAGAUGCCAUCGAAGUCCGCUUCCAUGUCCACAGCCAGACAUCGUCUCUGCUGCUCAACACGGCCAAGACGGAGAUGCGGGCACGCAAGCACCUCGACAAGGCCCUGAAGCUGACGGCGUCCCUGAUCAAAGAGGUUCAGGCCGGUCUCAACAUAGGCAUCGACGUGGGUGUCGCCACGAACCAGAAGCACAAGAGUGGCAUGUGGAAGGGAUCGAGCCAGCAUGCCUCCUCGCGAAUGAGCCGGGGCCACAUCCUGCGCGCCAAGACGAUCUCGGGCGACCUGCACACAGCCUAUGUCCUUGCGAGAGUCGUGCAGCGGCGUGUGGCCAGGCUGCCAAAAUUGACCGUCAUCGAGCUGGACAAGCUGCCGGACAUGAAGGACAAGAAUCGGGUCUCGGAAUUGGGACUGCAUCGCUCGUUGGAGCAGACGUAUGCGCAGGCAAGGGUCGUCAAGAUGCACAUUGAGCAGGAACUACGGACGUCGCAGACGAGGGAAAGGCAUUGCAAGGAGAGGAGCCGUGACGAGAUCGAGGAGCGGCGAGCCACCUGGCUCGAUCUCCGGCAGACGAGGAGAGCCAUCGUCUCGCAGCUCGCCGGCACGUGCGCAGGCCUCUCGAUCAGCUCGCCGCCCCGGCCACCCGACUACCAGCGUCGAGACAAGGGCAAGGAGGCUUCAGAGGAGGCCGACUUUGUGCCAGAGGUGCCGAAGGCGUUUAUGCGAAGGGUGGAUCGCGAGGCGAGGGAGGCUUCACGAGACAUCUUUGGCAAGAUCUGCCUCGAGGUGGGAGGCGUCCUCGACGACGAUGGUCUCACCGAGGAAGAGCUGGCCGAGGCGGCGGCAGAGAAGCGCAAAUACGACGACAUCCCCGGCUGGGAUCUCUCGUACACCUGAGCAUCAAUUUCCCUUCUUGAGACAACAUGUCUGCGAUUGUCAAUUGUAUUCUGUACUGUACAUACAUGCUUGCUUUGCCCAAUUGCCAAGGAGGAUACAAGUACAGGACAUGCGUGUAUUUUCAAGCGGUGGUUUCAUCUCCCCACCUCUGUUGCUCAUCCAGCAGAGCGCUUCUCUCCUCCUCCUUUCGCACCUCGUUCGACAUGCCUCGAGCCACGCGCUCUACGCCGAGCCGGUACUUUGCGCUUGCAUGGUACACCUCGAUGCUCCUCCCGUGAAUCCUCUCUACGUUCUCCUUGAGCUUCCUCAGUUUCUC